GUCGAACAUAUUCCCGUUCAUACACGUAGAGUGGACGAUGACGUAAUCGUUUUGGGUGUGUGCUAAAUGGGACGACCUCCAAAGAAAAACACUCGCAGCAGACGUGUCCCUGCGUUUAAGUGAAAAUUAGCCGAUCAGAGCCUGCUGGAGACACAAUGGCCUCAUCCACCCCUCUAUCCAAGGCCAACACCAGCUUCUCUCUGGAGCUGCUCAGAAAGCUGAGUGAAGACAACUCAACUGCAAACAUCUUCUUCUCUCCUUUCAGCAUCUCUUCAGCUCUGGCUAUGGUGAUGCUGGGAGCCAGAGGAGACACGGCCACACAGAUAUCAGAGUGUUUAAAAACUCAGGACUGCCGGGAUGAUGUCCACUCUCAGUUUGACAAACUGCUGGGAGAGCUCAACAAGCCAGGUGCUCCUUUUGCCCUCAGCGUGGCUAACAGGCUGUUUGGAGACCAGUCCUACCAGUUCCUUCAGGAGUUUUUAACACAAACCAGGGCAAACUACAAAUCUGAGCUGGAGUCUGUGGACUUCAGAACUAAAUAUGAGGAAACCAGAAAUGAGAUCAACAGCUGGGUGGAGAAGCAGACACAAGGUAAAAUCAAGGGUAUCAUAGCUAAGGGUGAGCUGAACAACAUGACCAGGCUGGUACUGGUCAACGCCAUCUACUUCAAAGGAACCUGGGAUGAACCGUUUCUGAAAAUGUCAACUUAUAAUGGCCAAUUUUGGCUCAACAAGAGCAUCACAAAACCAGUAAAGAUGAUGUCCCAGUACUCCUUCUUUCCUCUUGGCUUCAUUCCUGAAGUCAGCUGUCAGGUCCUGGAGUUGCCUUACAAAGGGAAGGAACUGAGCAUGCUCAUCCUUUUACCUGAGAAGAUAGACGAUGAUACAACAGGUCUGGAGCAGCUGGAGAAGCACUUGACCUAUGAGAAGUUCAUGGAGUGGACUCAUCCAGGAAAGAUGCACACAUGUAAAGUUGACAUGAACCUACCUCGAUUCAGACUUGAGGAGACGUACGAACUGAAUGAAGUCCUGACCUGCAUGGGUGUGGUGGAUGCUUUUGCUGCGUCAAAAUGUGACUUCUCUGGUAUGUCGAGCAACAAAGAGCUCUUUCUGUCCAAAGUCUCCCACAAGGCCUUUGUGGAAGUAAAUGAGGAGGGAACUGAAGCUGCUGCUGCCACUAGCAUCUCUAAAAUGUUUGUUUGUCGUAGACAAAUGUUCAGAGCAGACCAUCCUUUCCUUUUCUUCAUCCGCCAUAACCCCACCAUGAGUGUUCUGUUUGCCGGACGCUUCUGCUCCCCUGAGUGAGAGGUGUCUGGACAUGGACUGUUAUAGUGAUGAACAUCAGUAUUUGAACACCCUGCGGUCAUACAAUGGGAUUUCCUGAUUAUUUUAAAUGCUUUCUCUUACAAUAGGAAAACACCUAAUGUGAGUUUAAGACCCCCUAAAAAUUUCUUAGUUAGAACUUGCAAAAUUGCUGGGUGUUUGAAUAUGUAUGUUCCUCGCCAUAUGGUGGAACAGGUUUAUUAUACUUCACAGAAAGCUACUGUUUCUUCUACAAACUAGUGAUUUUCUUCAUAUCCAUAUUAACCAGUUUGUUGUUUUCUGUGAUUCUUUUGUAAAAUAUCUGAUGAAGGGCGCUAAUCCAGUUUAGUCCAACGCCAAAGGCUUACUGACUGCACCACCAACACCAAGUCCUAGGAAGAAGGAGGUCCAGUCAUUGAGUUCUUUGCAACAUUUUGUUUUAUUUUUUAAAUUAAUUUGGAAACUCAACAAUUAUUUUUAUGCAAAUAAUGUCUUACUUAAUAUUGUAUGUGUGUCAAUAAAAUAAUGAAAAUUCAAAA
Molecule: messenger RNA, 1840 nt
Organism: Nothobranchius furzeri (turquoise killifish)
Lineage: Eukaryota; Metazoa; Chordata; Actinopteri; Cyprinodontiformes; Nothobranchiidae
Product: leukocyte elastase inhibitor
Molecular function (GO): serine-type endopeptidase inhibitor activity
Source: RefSeq, a predicted model, not a curated record